AGGAGAGGAGGGACAUGGGCGGGGCUGAGGCGCCUCUCAUUUCCCCUCCACGCUUAGCGGGGCAGCAGGGCUGGAGAGACCUCCGGGGAGCACAGUCGCCAGUCCAGCACGGAGACCCGCCUGGCCAAAAAACCGCGCCUCACACUUGCCAGGAUUGCCAAAUAUUCCUGAAAAAUAUACCUGCUAUUUAUGGCAUGUGGCUUGUAACUUUACUCCUGCUGUACUCUCUCCAAGAAGUACACAGUGAGGAUGUGGGCUCUACCAGGCUGUACUUUGUGAAUGCCUCCCUGCAGAGGGUAACCUACUCCAGCUCGGUGGGGGUGUCCCUGCCCUGUCCAGCAGGGGGCACCCCCAGUGCCAUAUUGCGCUGGUAUCUGGCCACCGGCGACGACAUCUACGACGUGCCCCACAUCCGCCAUGUGCACGCCAAUGGCACUCUGCAACUGUACCCCUUCUCGCCCUCCGCCUACAACAGCUACAUCCACGACAACGACUACUUCUGCACUGCCGAGAACCAGGCCGGCAAGAUCCGCAGCCCCAACAUCCGCAUCAAAGCUGUUUUCAGGGAGCCCUACACGGUGCGGGUGGCGGACCAGCGCUCCAUGCGGGGCAACGUAGCCGUGUUCAAGUGCCUCAUCCCCGCCGCCGUGCAGGAGUAUGUCAGCGUCGUGUCCUGGGAGAGAGACACAGUGUCCAUCGUCCCAGGUAACAGGUUCUCCUUGACCUCCUUCGGGGCUCUUUACAUCUCUGAUGUUCAGAAGGAGGAUGCCCUCUCCACAUACCGGUGCAUCACCAAACACAAGUACAGCGGCGAGACACGCCAAAGCAAUGGAGCCAGGCUCUCUGUAAUGGACCCCAACGAGUCCUCCCCCACCAUCCUGGACAGUUUCCAAGCAGGGGAGGUGCAUGCAGGCCAGAGCAUUGAGCUACCCUGCACUGCAGGAGGUUACCCCAGCCCCACCGUGCGCUGGCUGAAAGACGGUCGCCCUCUGCCCUCAGAUGCCCGCUGGACACGGCGUUUGACGGGCUUGACCAUCAGCGACUUGAGGCAGGAAGACAGCGGCAGCUAUGCAUGCGAGGUCACCAACAGUUUUGGCUCAAAGGAGGUGUCUGGACAGCUUCACGUUAUAGAUCCACUACGUGUGACGUUGUCCCCCAAGAAUCUGAAAACUGGCAUCAGCAGCACCCUGUUCUUCACCUGCACUGUUGAAGGCUCUCCAGAAUACACCAUCAGCUGGUACAGUAACACGGAGCCCAUCGUCCCCGACCAGCACAUCUCCAUCCAGGGUCAACACAACGACACCCUGCAGAUCACUGCAGCACAGAAGUUCCACUCCGGGGCAUACCAGUGCUUUGCCUCCCGAAAGGGCUACACUGCUCAGGACUUUUCCAUUAUUCUGCUAGAGGAUGGUACUCCUCGAAUCGUGUCUUCCUUCAGCGAGCGGGUGGUGAACCCCGGUGAGCCUUUCUCCCUCAUGUGUGCUGCCAAAGGAGCUCCGCCCCCCUCCAUCACCUGGACACUGGACGAUGAGCCCGUGGUGCGAGACUCCACCUACAAGACCAGCCAGUACACCCUGUCGGACGGCCUCACCGUGUCCCACGUCAACGUCAGCAGCCCGCUCAUUCGAGAUGGAGGAGUGUAUCGUUGCGUCGCACGCAACUCGGCCGGUAGCGCCGAGUACCAAGCGCGCAUAAACGUAAGAGGUCCACCUCGAAUUAGACCCAUGCGGGACAUCACCGCAGUGGCGGGUAGGAACACCUACAUAACGUGCCGCGUGAUUGGCUACCCGUAUUAUUCCAUCAAGUGGCUGAAGGACGGCAUGCAGCUGCCUGAUAAUCAUCGUCAAGUGCUGUUCGAGAACGGCACCCUGAGGCUGACUGACGUACAGAAGGGCGCGGAUGAGGGCACCUACUUGUGUAGCGUCCUGAUCCAGCCCCAGGUGUCAAUCAACCAGACCGUCCAUGUCACGGUCAAAGUGCCACCGCUCAUCCAGCCCUUCGAUAUCCCCUCUACCUCAGUGGGGAAGCUCAUGUACAUUGCCUGUGUGGUGUCAUCUGGGGACAUGCCCAUACGCAUCACCUGGCACAAAGACGGCCAGCUCAUCGUGCCAGGCUCGGCCUCUGGCGUGGCAAUAGAGACCAAAGAGUUCAUGAGCUCCCUGCAAAUCUCCAAGGUGACACUGAAGCACAAUGGAAACUACACCUGCAUCGCUAGCAACGCGGCCGCCACCGUCAGCUGGGAGAGGCAGUUGAUUGUGACUGUGCCACCACGCUUUGUGGUGCAGCCCAACAAUCAGGACUGUAUCUAUGGCAAAGCUGGAGUUCUCAACUGCUCUGUGGAGGGUUACCCGCCUCCAAAAGUCAUGUGGAAACACGCCAAAGGUGUAGGAAACCCACAACAGUACCACCCAGUCCCUCUCACAGGCCGUAUCCAGAUCAUGUCAAACGGCUCUCUGCUCAUCCGACAUGUGCUUGAGGACGACCGGGGUUACUACCUCUGUCAGGCCUCCAACGGGGUGGGCUCAGACAUCAGUAAAAGCAUGAUCCUCACUGUCAAGAUUCCUGCCAUGAUAACCAGCCAUCCAAACACCACCAUGGCGAGGAAGGGCCAAACCAAGGAGCUGAACUGCACAGCACGAGGCGAGCAGCCUAUCAUCAUCCGCUGGGAGAGAGGAGACACUGUCAUCGACGCAGAGAGAAACCCCCGUUACUCAAUCACCAUCAACAAGAAGGGGGACGAAGUCAUCUCCACCCUUAAGCUGAACCCGGCUGAGCGGGGUGAUUCUGUCUUCUUCUCCUGCCAUGCCAUCAACUCCUAUGGAGAGGGACGAGGACUCAUCCAGCUCACUGUGCAAGAACCACCAGACCCGCCUGAACUGGAAGUGAGGGAGGUGAAGGACAGGAGCAUGAACCUACGCUGGAUCCAGAGGUUUGAUGGAAACAGCAUCAUCACCAGCUAUGACAUAGAAUACAAGAACAAAUCAGACUCCUGGGAUCACAUGUACACAACCAGGAACAUCUCACCCACCAACAACCAGGCCAACAUCGUAGAGCUGCACCCGGCUUGUGUUUACAGCAUCCGCAUGUACUCUUACAACAAGAUCGGACGCAGCCUUCCGAGCAAAGAGCUCACUAUCAGUACUGAGGAAGCACCACCUGACGGCCCACCAAUGGAUGUAAUCCUCCAACCAAUGACAUCUCAGAGCAUCCGCGUCACAUGGAGGGCUCCUAAGAAGGAACUGCAGAACGGGGUAAUCAGAGGCUACCAGAUCGGCUACAGAGAGAACGGUCCGGGCAGCAACGGCCAGUACAGCAUAGUGGAAAUGAAAGCUACAGGCGACAGUGAAGUGUACACUUUGGACAAUCUUAAGAAGUUUGCCCAGUACGGGGUCGUGGUCCAGGCCUUCAACAGAGCUGGAACCGGUCCAUCCAGUACUGAGAUCAAUGCAACUACAUUGGAGGAUGUGCCCAGCGAGCCUCCGCAGAACGUGCGAGCCAUCUCCGUGACUUCGGACGAGGCGGUGAUCACAUGGGCAGAGCCUCCACGGCUGACGCUGCACGGUGUGCUGAAAGGCUACCGGGUUGUGUUUUGGUCCCUCUUCCCUGACGGAGGUGGGUGCUGUGGGGGCCAGGCCCAAUGGCCAUUGCAGAAGUGGGGCGAGAUGCAGAAUAUCACCACCACACGAGAGCAGGUGGAGCUGCGAGGCCUGGAGAAGUUCACCAACUACAGCGUUCAGGUGCUGGCCUACACACAGGCUGGAGAUGGGGUCCGUAGCAAUGUCUUGUACAUCCAAACCCGGGAAGACCUUCCUGGUCCACCGGCUGGCAUUAAGGCGGUUCCCUCCUCCCCGAGUAGUGUGGUGGUGUCCUGGCUGCCCCCUCAUAAACCAAACGGUGUUAUCCGCAAGUACACCAUCUACUGCUCUAGCCCAGGGUCUGGACAGCCGGUGAGUGCUUCCUCUGUGGGUGUGACUCAUAAGCAGGGCCAGGAGAAAAUAUUCCAGGCACCCAGCGAGUACGAGGCCAACCCGGAGAUGCUGUUCUACCGCAUCACGCACCUUUCCCGUGGAAAACAAUACCACAUCUGGGCUGCAGCCGUCACCACAGCCGGCCGAGGCAACUUCAGCUCAAAGGUCACUGUGGAGCCUGCUGGGAAAGUCCCAGCUAAGAUCUUAUCCUUCGGGGGCACGGUGACCACACCCUGGAUGAAGGAAGUUCGUCUUCCUUGCAGCUCAGUGGGAGAACCGGCCCCUACAAUCAAAUGGACCAAAGACAGUGAGGACUCAGCCAUCCCAGUGACUGCAGACAGCCAAAAGCAGAUCUUAGCCAAUGGCACGCUGGUGCUGCGGUCGGUCAAAGCAGAGGAUUCUGGGUACUACACCUGUACGGCAACGAACACACUAGGCUUUGACACCAUCAUAGUCAACUUGGUGGUACAAGUUCCUCCUGAUCAGCCUCGUCUGACCGUCUCCACAACUUCCACUUCCUCCAUCACCCUGGCUUGGAUCCCAGGAGACAAUGGGGGCAGCUCCAUCAGAGGAUUUGUGCUCCAGUAUUCUGUGGACAACACAGAAGAGUGGAGGGAUGUGUUUAUCAGCUCAAGCGAACGCUCCUUCAGGUUGGACAAUCUGCGCUGUGGAACCUGGUACAAGGUCAAGCUGGCUGCCAAGAACAGCGUGGGCUCUGGACGCAUCAGUGAGAUCAUUGAGGCCAAGACGCAUGGACGAGAACCAGUGUUCAAUAAGGACCAGCCACUGCUCACCCACAUCAACUCCACCCACGCAGGCCUCAACCUGCAGGGCUGGACCAGCGGCGGCUGCCCCAUCACCGACAUGAUGCUGGACUUUAGGCCUAAAGGCACCUGGGCCUGGCAGAGCCUCAAGGCCAACUCCACCACCCAGCUCUUCCUCAGUGAGCUACGUGAGGCCACCUGGUACGAGCUCAAAAUGAAGGCCUGCAACAGCGCCGGGUGUGGCAACCAGAGCUCCCAGUUUGCCACUACAGACUACGAUGGCAGUACAAUCCCUCCCAUCAAAUCAGCUCGUGGAGAAGGGGAUGAUGUGAAAAAGCUGUUCUCCAUCGGCUCCCCCGUUAUCCUGGUUACGCUGGGCGUUGCUCUGCUCUUUAUCAUCCGCAAGAAACGCAAAGAGAAGAGGCUUAAACGCCUCAGAGAUGCUAAGAGCCUUGCUGAGAUGCUUAUCAGCAAGAACAAUCGCAGUAUAGACACUCCAGUGAAGGGCCCUCCUCAAGGACCACGGCUCCACAUCGACAUCCCACGUGUUCAGCUGCUCAUCGAGGACAAAGAAGGAAUCAAACAGAUAGGAGAGGACAAAGCGGCUGUGCCCGUGACAGACACUGAGUUCAGCCAAUCAGUGAAUCCGCAGAACUUCUGCACAGGCGUGUCUCUGCACCACCAAGCUCUCAUUCAGAAUUCAGGGCCUUUGAUCGACAUGUCAGACAUCCGCCCAGGCACAAAUCCAGUGUCCAGGAAGAGUAUCAAAUCAGCACACAGCUCCAGGAAUAGAUACUCCAGCCAGUGGACGCUGAGCCGGCCGAGUCAGAGCCAGUCAACGGCCUCGGCAAGAACUCUGACUUCGGACUGGCGUACGAUGGGCUCUCAUGGCAUCACGGCCACCGAGAGUGACAGCUACAGCGCCAGUCUCUCGCAAGACACAGAUAAGGGUCGCAACAGCAUGGUGUCAACAGAGAGCGCCUCAUCCACCUAUGAGGAGCUGGCGAGAGCCUACGAGCAUGCAAAGCUGGAGGAGCACCUGCAGCACGCCAAGUUCACCAUCACAGAGUGUUUCAUCUCCGACAGCUCAUCGGACCAAAUGACCACAGGCACCAAUGACCCGGCAGACAGCAUGACCUCACUGAGCACGCCGUCCGAGCCGGGCAUCUGCCGCUUCACUGCCUCGCCACCCAAACCGCAGGACUAUGACCGCGGCAAAAAUGUGGCCGUGCCCAUUCCCCACCGCGCCAACAAAAGUGAAUUCUGUAACCUUCCCCUCUACAUGAAGACAGACCCGUUCUUCCGCAAGCAAGGGGAGCUGCAUGACCCGUGCCCAGCUGUGCCACCGCGAGAAGCCUCAAUCCGCAGCCUGACGCAGCGGGCAUAUCACACCCAGGGCCGUCACAAGACUCUAGACCCUGCCAAGCAGCAGGCCCUGACGCUGGGCCACUCUGGGCUGGGCAGCUUGGGUGCGAGCUCGGGCACCGCCACCCUGCCCCAAAGGACUCUCACCAUGCCGAGCUCCAACACCCAAGCGACAGCUUCCACUUCCAGCACGAGCAGCAACCCCACCAACAGUAACAAGGUGGGGGGCUCCAGAGACUCGCUGCUAGAGAGCAGCUCCUCUGCGCUCGGGAGACUGCAGAAACAGAGUGCGGGAGCCUACUCAAAAUCAUACACGCUGGUGUAGCGGGCUCUUUCACACAGACUUGCAUUGCUGUCCCCAUUCCUCAGCCUGCCCUGCUCUGGUACUCUUCAGCCUGGGCCAAAGGGGCAUGCAAACAUCUUUCUUUAAACCCAACUAAUGGUGAACUGCCCAGCGUUCUGUCUGAUUUCCCUCGGGACAGUUGUUUUCCCAGCUAAGAGACCCAGCUAACCCUACUUUUCAUGUUCACUUGGGACUCUUAAAAGAUUUACUAACUCCAACUAACAGUUCCAGCCGGCUGGUGCUCAGUUCCGCUCAGUUCUCGCGGGAGUUGCACAGCAAAAAAACAGAAAGUGAUUCUGUGGUCAUUUUGAAACAUUGACUUUAAUUGAGGAGCUGAAAGCUCCGUGUCUAUGACGAUGAAGACUACGAUAGCCAGUAUGAAGCUGUGUGGCCAUUCUGUCUCUCAUAUGCACACACAUACUGUCCUCCAUAGUUUGAGCAUUAUUGUCAAUUUGCAGGACUUCCAGUUAAGUUCCCCUAUUCUUACUCUAUCUUUUACCCUCUUUGUGUCUCUUAAAGUCCCAAAUACUGUACCUAUUGGCAGAAGUUUCUCUAAACGGUAUUUCCAAAAGAAAUGAUUCAGGUUCAAACGCGUCCAAGAAAGAUAAGAAAAAAAAUCUAUUUACAUUCUCCACACGUCUCUCUUUCUGUCUCUCUUUCUCUCUUUCUCUCUCUCUCUCUCUCUCUCUCUCUCUCUCUCUCUCUCUCUCUCUCUCUCUCUCUCUCUCUCUCUCUCUCUCUCUCCAGCUGAACAGUGUUUGACUAUUACAAACAAUCAUGACAACCCAAAUGAACCAGCUAUAAUUUCUCACAUUACAAAUAGAGAAUAUUUGGUAUUAUAAAGAAUUUACAUAUAUAUUUCUAUGUAGGUAUAUUAUUGACUUUUAAGUGAAAUUAUGACAAAGUAUACAGUGUAUGUACUACAAUAGUGUAGUAGUAUAUACAGGAAUUUAAUGUUAAUGUCAAAUUUAAGAAUGAGACAAUCGCUCAAUCAUGAAAUUUAAUGAAAGAUAAAUUUAAAAAAAAGGUUGGACUAAAGAAAAGAAAAGUUUAGUAUAUCUACGGGAUGUUCUGUAUGUUUCUGUAUGUAGACUGACAAAGAGAAGAGUGUUUCCUUUCCAGGCUACAUGCUGAAGUAAGAAAAGCAAGCGAGGCUGGCAGGUUUUGGUUCGGAUACCUGAAGGGGCAGGGAGGCCUCUUGGCUUGGUGUGUUCGGUGGAAACUAUCAUCCACUGUAUUCACACACAUUUUCACUUGACAUCAUGCUCAGGUUGGAAAGCUCAAAUGCAAAUAUAAUGUCCAGUUGCUGUGUCCUGUGAUCCAGCUAAUGAUGGACAACAGCUAACUUAAGUUUUCGACCACAAUGCUAGAGGAUGGAAACGUUGGCUAGCUAGCAUUUGCUGUUGUGUCUGAAGCUGUAGGUAUCAAAUUGGCGUCAAUAGCACCAAAUGGGUUCACAGAAAUACUGCUGAAAUAUUGUCCCCUGGAAUUAUGAAGCAGUGAACUGUCAAGUAUUGGUCAGAUUACCUACGGUCACAGGACUAGAAACUUAGCAAUUAAACUUUAUAUCAGCUUUUGGGUUUCCCACCUAGAACAUGUUGUCUGAGGAAAAUGGCCGCCGCAUUAAAAAGAUGAUGGCAGAAAGCUUUCAGUAAGGCAACAUAGCUUGCUCAUGAGUCUCUUUGACUGAGCCUGAGUGGUUGUUCAUUACAAUAACUUUUAAAAAACCAAAUCAGUAUCACAGAAAAUCCACUGGUAACUCUUUAUGUAGCAUAUGUGUACAGACUUGUGUUUCUGAAGGAAGGAUUUUGUAACGGAUAAAGUUAAAACAUCCAACUAACCUCUCAGCCAGCCAUCGAGCCACUCAGACGUUCACUCUUCAAAGACAUGGAUAACUAGCUGAAGGAAUCCCCAUCAUGAUGUGAAUGAAGUAAAAUAAUAUAAUGUUGAGCGGUGUUAUAUGUCAGGGAGUUCAGUUUUGAAAAUUAUAUAAUGUCACUCAAUUGAUAUCUUUGUUGUUGCCCUGUCUGAAGUACUGUAUAUGUCCCAAUUCCUUUAUCUUCAUUCCCUCCAUUUCUCACCGAUGUACAUUCACAAACCAAGAACCUGUUGGAAUGUCUUUCUGAAGCAUCUUCAUGAAAGUGUUUUGUGGUUUAUAUUUAUUUAUCCAUUUGCUUUGUUUGUUUGUUUGUUCAAAGGGGGGUGUUUCUGUUGGUCUGUUGAUUUUUAUUUAUGAUCUUCAUUCUUAAUUUGUUUGGAUUUCUGUCAAAGUUUCGGUUCCAGAGGUCAAACAGUACUAAAGUAUUUGGUCUGUGUCAGUUCAGCCAAGUGAAAUCAGGGACUCGUAGCUCUUUUGGUCACACAAACAACUGUUGUGUAUAUACCGGACUGGAGUCAGUCUGUAAACCUGGCAUUCAGACUCCCGUCCUCUCCCCGUUCAGAUAAAUUAAAGUUAAAAUUCACCACCCUAAACAUACUAGACCCAUUCUCUCUACCUUUGUCAGUGUUGUUUAUAGAUUAAGUCUUGUACAUAAACACAGUUUUGUAUGAAGAGCUAUUUUCGUCAGAAUAAAUCAGGGGACACAUCAGGGUUGAAUGCCCCAAUUUCAAAUUUGAAAUAGUAUCAAAAAUGAAAUAUUUUACUUCUGAAAUGGGCAAAAACAUUUUACUUUCCCUUUUAUGUUUUUGAUACUAAUUUGUUGAAUUUUUAUUCUUUUUUAAAAGUCUUUUGAUGUCGUCAUUUGUCCUAUUUUCUUUUUUAUUAUCAUUAUUUUGUAUUUUGUUCAUCCUCAAAAAGUCAUUGCAUGCUUGCUAAAAGGGAAAAAUUGAAGGAAAAAAUGUAUGAAAAUCAAAAACAAACAAAAAAAAAAUGUUGAGGGUAUCCCAAACAUUUGUUUGAGUUGCUUGUUAUAGCAAUUGCUUGUGUUCAAAAGUACAUUUUCUAUGAAAAGAAAGCAAAAACUAAAAAGAUCAUUCUAACACCUUGUGCAAUAAAGCUAUCUUUCAUACGUCA
Notolabrus celidotus (New Zealand spotty) is the source of this 9453-nucleotide messenger RNA. RefSeq names its product Down syndrome cell adhesion molecule-like protein 1 homolog. The record is from RefSeq and is a predicted model, not a curated record. Gene Ontology annotation, cellular component: plasma membrane; axon. Gene Ontology annotation, biological process: dendrite self-avoidance; homophilic cell-cell adhesion; axon guidance. Gene Ontology annotation, molecular function: cell-cell adhesion mediator activity. The transcript is spliced from 33 exons. The coding region runs from base 15 to 6422 and encodes 2135 amino acids. NCBI's taxonomy places the organism in Eukaryota, Metazoa, Chordata, Actinopteri, Labriformes, Labridae.